AUGGCCCAAGGGGCUGUUGCUUCUGUGCCGAUCAAUGGCACAAAUGGCGUAACACUGACAACAGAGAAUAUUCGUGAAAUUCGGGAGUACGAAAAGAUAAUUUCAUUUCGAGAUGCUGUUCUUGCAGGGACUCAUCCUCGUGUCAAAGUUCCUUCACAUAUUUUAGGAGUGGGAAAGCAGAGCAGUUUGGCUCGUAAUAAUUCAUCACCCAACACAUCAGCAGUACGCGCAAAUGCGCAAGCAGCCCUCGACUCGGCGCCAUCCUCGAAUAACCAUUCACCAGUCAAUUAUCGUGCUGCAGCGACAAUUGGUCAGCUUACAAAACAGUCUGUACCUACGAGUUCUACUAAACCUGUGAAAACCUCGGAGAUUAAUCCAAUCCUGUUGGAAAAGUCUGAUGAUCUUAUAAAGGCGGAAAUACAAUUGCAGAGGCAGAGAUUGGAAAGAGCUCUUAGGGAUCAAAUGGACCAACAUCGUCUGGCCCAGAAAGCUUUGCUUCAGACAUCUGAAUCCCUCCCCAAUUUUGAUCUUACCGAGGUCUUGCAAAAAGCUCUUGCUAUAGUUCAUCCGGCCACGGCUCCAGAAGUCGAGCCUUCGGUGGGUGCUGGAAGUGAUUCGUUUGAUGAAAAUUCUUUCUAUUCUAGUCAGCAUGAUACCCCAGAGCCAUCCAAUUCAUCGCAUAGCCACAAGCCAACCCUUAAUGGGCAAGUUCGCGGUGAGGUAUCAAUUGAAGAGCAAGCAGCACACGCUGAUCCUGCCAUCAACCAGGUUGAAGACAAUGAUGUGGUUAUGACUGGUAGUUCACUAUCCCAAAAUAAUCAUAUAGCAUCUGAGAGGCAUUCACAAUCACAGUAUCGCCCCCUAGGAAUUCAGAACAGACAUCCUGCCGAACAACAAUCUCCAAAUGGUCAUCGCGGAAAGGUUACCCAAGAACCGCCAUAUCCCAGAGGUGUGCAAAGUAGAGUAUCUGGCAUUGUUGAUCUUUCCCAGGAUAGUACAGGUUCUGAAAGCGCAGGUUCUCAACAGAUGGGUGAUCGAGUGGCCCCACCGAAGGCAUCCGAAAUAGAUGUGCAACAACCGCUGAACACCCGAGCCCAUAACCUAUCUCCCUUAGCACCACAACCUGCCCGAGUGUCACCAUUAGCUACUGCAAGAGAUCCUCCUAUCCUGCGAGAUGCCCUCCCUGUCUAUGAGGCACAGCCACCUCAGGUUGCUGCACUCCGGAAUGCGGCUCCGGGCUUAUCAAGUGCAGAGAGUUCCCCUAGUGGGCCAAAGAUUUCAGAGAAAAAGAAAGGAAAGAAGAAGAAGCGUAAGGGUAAUGAUAAUGGCCAAACCGAUACACCAGAUUCUCCAUACAUUAAAGCAGAACCUCGAUCGCCAUCUCCCUUCGCUGCUGCCACUUUGCCACGACCACAAAAGAGACAGCGACAGUCAGGUCAAUACGCGUCAGAGCUCAACUAUGAUGAGCCUAGGUAUGAGCCACUUGAAGUGAUCCCGGAAGCUGCUCCUAAAAGAUAUGAAGACGCUCGAGCUUCCGUGCGUUACGAAAGUCGAUAUACAGAUCAAUACGCAGAAAUUCGACGACCAGAGCCUGUGUAUCAACGUGUAGAGCGGGAUGACGUGGAGUAUCAAAGAGUUGAGAGUGGAGGACAGUAUACAAGAAGGCAAGCAUCUCCAGUUUAUGCUUUACCAUACUCUCGGCCAAUUAGGGAAAGCUCUCAUGCCAUCGUGGACCGACACAUUAUCGAGGAACCCAGAUUUUACACUGAAAGAGAACGACCUGUAUUGUCCAGGAUGAGUGUCCGCCCAGAUGCUGAUCGCGAGAGGUCUCGCUCGCCGAUUAUGAGAGAAAGAAGAUCGCCAAUUCCGAUGGGACCUCCACGCCAGUCUGUUAGGAUUAUUGUUGAUGCAUAUGGUCGUGAGUAUAUUGAUCCUACACCUGCACCUUCCAUGCGUCAGUCAGUUGCACCAAUUGCCAGGCGACAUGACGAUGGAGAGCUUUAUUAUGAGCGCGCCCCUGUAAGAACAAUGUCUACACGCCCACCGGUAGAAACAUUUGAAGAGGAUGGAGUCUUGUACAGGAGAGCUUCCCCCAUCCUUGCUCCUCCACGACGUGUCAUCGCACAACCAGAGUACGCACAACCAGACUAUCGUUCAUAUCGCGAACGGGAAUACUCCGUUCGCCCAACCGCAAUGGGACCACCAGGCGAAGAAUAUGUUAGGGUCAGAGCUCAACCCGAACGUCGUCAAGUUAGCCAUUACGACGAAGCCCCUCGAGAGUAUAUUCCCCGACCUCAAAGCGUUCGACCAGAAGCUAUCAGGUACGAGGUACCAAGAGAAUAUGUCGGAAGACUUUCGAGUGUUCGGCCUGAGGCCCCUCUAAGGGAAUAUCCCGAAGUUCGUCGCGAAGUUAUGGCCCCUCCGCGUCGGGAGUUUAGCGUCCGUCCUACGGAAAUCAUUCCACGUAGUCAUCAACCGACAGCGGUAGACGGAGAGAGAUAUUACGAGGUGGAGAAUCAGAGGCCGGCUAUAAUUGAGCGGCCUCGGGAAAGAGAGGGGUCAGUGUUUGUUUAUGCGGAUGAUGUUCCAAGGAAAGUGUACCGUUGA
Molecule: messenger RNA, 2607 nt
Organism: Sclerotinia sclerotiorum 1980 UF-70
Lineage: Eukaryota; Fungi; Ascomycota; Leotiomycetes; Helotiales; Sclerotiniaceae
Exons: 1
Coding region: 1-2607 (868 amino acids)
Source: RefSeq, a predicted model, not a curated record